AUGUCUGAUAAUAACCAAGGCUGUAAAAUUACACUCUACUGGCUCGAGCAAUCUCGAAGCCACCGCAUCCUCUGGCUUCUGGAAGAGCUGCAGCUAAAUUAUGAGCUCAAGAUUUACAAGCGUCGCGCCGACAAGCUCGCUCCUGCUGAGCUCAAAGAGGUUCACCCUCUGGGCAAAUCGCCCGUGGUCACCAUCGAGGCGCCGGGCGCCGCAAAGCCGCUGGUGCUGGCAGAAUCUGGUGCGAUCGUGGAGUACCUCUGCGACCACUUCAGCAGCGCGCGCCCGUCCCUUGUGCCCCAGCGGUACAUUCCCGGCAGCGAGGGCAAAGUGGGUGGAGAAACCGAGGAAUGGAUGCGCUAUCGCUACUUCAUGCACUACACGGAGGGCAGUUUGAUGCCUUUCUUGGUGAUGACUCUGGUCAACGAUUCCAUCCGAAAUGCCCCUCCAUUCUUUGUGCGACCCAUCACCAGUAUUGUUGCCUCGCAGGUUGAGAACCAGUUCCUGACCCGCAACGUGGAAGGUAACCUUGCCUUCCUUGAGGACCAGCUGCGUACUUCCCCCGACGGUGGCGACUUCAUCUGCGGCAAGGAACUGACAGCCGCCGACGUUAUGCUGAGUUUCCCGGUCAUUGCUGUGACCAUGCGAGUAUUGAAAGACAAGAAGAACAAGGACAAGUUCCCUCUUCUUGCUGCGUACGCCAAGCGCCUUGAAGGAAUCGAAGGGUACAAGCGUGCCGUCAGAAAGAUUGAGGAGAUCGAAGGCAAGUUCUCAGCCUCUAUGUAA
Molecule: messenger RNA, 783 nt
Organism: Penicillium soppii
Lineage: Eukaryota; Fungi; Ascomycota; Eurotiomycetes; Eurotiales; Aspergillaceae
Product: glutathione S-transferase
Exons: 3
Coding region: 1-783 (260 amino acids)
Source: RefSeq, a predicted model, not a curated record